AUGGCCGUAUCGAAGAAGCACAGAGGACGAUUACACGACGAACUCGCACAAAGGCUUCAUCAGGAUGUUCGCAACGCCCGAAGCAUCGACAUAUCACGUACUAUGGAUGUUCCCACCCCUGUUCUCGUACCUACACAAGGGCAGAGUUCAUCGUUCUUAUUGAUGCCUGCAGAGAUUCGAAACGAAGUCUAUCGGUAUCUCCUGCCGGAUGUUACCAGCCUGCGAGACGUUACCGGUCUUCUUAGCGCUUGCAAGCAGAUCCGUCAAGAGUUUUCCAGCAUGAUAGUCGCCGAGAGCCAGUUAGUCAUGAACGGCGCAGUACAGAAGAGCAUCGAUAUGGUUCAAGUAGCUUUUUCCACUACUGAGAUAGAUACGGUCAUCGGCACGCCCCAGAUCCAGACGCACUCCCACCUUCAUAACGUGAAAGUCCGUCUCGGAAUGCGCGAUACACGCUCGCUACCUGCCGACGCAAAUGAACCACGCAUAUACUUCGACGACGUCUUCGCCUCGUUCCGCGAAUUACUGAGCCUACAUCUACCUUACGUUACCGUCAAUGUCCCUGCCGCAAUCGCCAAAGACGCCAGUAUAGCCGAUCCCGAACUUCGACAUCGCCUGCUAGACGCAUGCAUCUUUACCUUCAGGGGAUUGGAAGAGACUCCAGGGGUCACAUUGAACGUGCAGCACGUUAUAUUCAAGAUUCAGACUCACAAGUGGGAUACCGCGGCUCUUAUACAUGAACCUGUUGUAGUCUUUGUAAGACGUAUCAACGAACAGAAAGAGAUUAAGUUUGAUCUGCUUUGGAAGGACCCAAGGACGGAGAGCCGGCAAGUCUCCACAGAUAUGGCAAUGAUGGCACAGUUGAACGAUAUCGUGAGGAAGAGUCGAGAAGCUACUUUAAGUGAUCAUUAG
Alternaria triticimaculans is the source of this 909-nucleotide messenger RNA. RefSeq lists its product as uncharacterized. The transcript has a single exon. NCBI's taxonomy places the organism in Eukaryota, Fungi, Ascomycota, Dothideomycetes, Pleosporales, Pleosporaceae. Bases 1 to 909 code for a protein of 302 amino acids. The record is from RefSeq and is a predicted model, not a curated record.